AUGGAAGCUCAAGAGCACCUGUCUUACAAAACUCAGAGCAGAAAGCGUGGUAGACCUGCUGGUAAAAACCGCAUGCCUCUUAGCUCAGAACAGAGAAAAUCACGCAACGCCCAGUAUGAGAAAGAAAGACGAAACGAGAUUGCACACGCUACAUUACAUCUGGCCAAAGCAGUAGGCUGUGACGGUUCCGUUACACUACAAAAUCUACUAACAUCUGUGAUUAAACUUUUGGAUAAUAAAGCUAACUGUAAACCUUCGGAGUCGAUACAAAUUUUAAGACAAAGAAACGAAGAUAUUUGUAAAGAGAUACAGGAAAUGGAGCUGUUUUUAAAAUCAAAAGGACUCAAUAAACAAGAAUAUGAGACGGACAGUGAAUGCGAGUCAUAUAACCUAAGAAGCCGAGGAUCAAAAAGAAAAUCUGAAAAUAUAUGUGAGUUACAAUACAGUGAGAAGAAACAGUUAAAUGAAAAAGAUGUCAAGUCAAUGAUAUCCACUGCGUCAAACCUAGUAAGUUUUACAAUCUGA
Molecule: messenger RNA, 525 nt
Organism: Parnassius apollo (apollo)
Lineage: Eukaryota; Metazoa; Arthropoda; Insecta; Lepidoptera; Papilionidae
Source: the annotation of a GenBank genome assembly